AGAGAGUUUCAGAAAGUCUGCACCCAGGUCAAGAGGUCUAAAGUAAACAUAUCAUAUUAUCCCCAUGGAGUCUAAUUGUGCAGAUGGGGAGCAAGGCCACUAUGGGUUUGUGGGCUCUGAGUUCUGGCUCAGCUCUUUGAUGGCAUGAAGACAGUCUGGGGUCUAGAUGAAACUUCCCCUCCUCAGUCACUCCAUCUUCCUGCCUGGAUCCCUGCACCCUCGACACCAUGCCAAUAGCAUGCUGACCAACCGAUGCAACCUAUGGCCCUGGCGGCUUUCAGGGUUUUUUUUUUUUUUUUUUUUUUUUUUUUUGGAGCUGGGGACCGAAGCCAGGGCCUUGCGCUUCCUAGGCAAGCGCUCUACCACUGAGCUAAAUCCCCAGCCCUGGCUUUCGGGUUUUUAUGCCUAGAAAUGUCUUUGUUGUGAGAAGUCUACUUUCAGUUUCACAUUACUGGAAGUUCCUGUACUGCAUUGUUGAGUGUUCCCCUCCGUCCAGUUGGCUGGAUUCCUGUGAGGGCAGAGCAGCAGUUAGGGAUAAAUCUCAGAGCUCUGUGUACACAGUACAGCACACUUGGACUUCCAAGCAAAGACGGAUCUGUACAUGUAUGUGUGUACCUGCUGUGCCUGGUGCCGAGGGAAGCUCUUCGCCGGACUGGACUCUUCCACCGGAAAUCGCCUUUUCUCAAAGGAGCUGUGUCCUGUGCACUUACAGCCAUGGGUCAGUCUUCUUCUAAACCUGAUGCAAAGGCCCAUAAUAUGGCCUCCAGCUUUAAUGAGUUCUUCAAGAGUUUCAAAAUGGAAAGUAAAAUCCUUUCUGAGGAGACCAUCAAUUCAAUUCAGUCGUGUGUGCAAGAAGGAGACAUACAGAAGGGAAUUUCUAUAAUCAAUGCUGCCUUGGCAGACAUUGAGAAGGCCCCCCUGAACAUCGCAGUGACAGGGGAGACGGGGGCAGGAAAGUCCACUUUCAUUAAUGCCCUGAGGGGAGUAGGGCAUGAAGAGAGUGAGUCAGCUAAGAUUGGAGCAGUGGAGACAACCAUGGAUAAGUUCCCUAAGUUCCCUAACGUGACCAUCUGGGACCUCCCUGGGGUCGGGACAUGUAACUUCAAACCAGAAGAAUAUCUGAAGAAGCUGCGGUUCCAGGAGUAUGACUUCUUCCUUAUCAUCUCAGCUACUCGCUUUAGAGAGAAUGAUGCCCAGCUGGCCAAAGCAAUCAAAAAAAUGAAAAAGAACUUCUAUUUUGUUCGAACAAAAAUUGACAGUGAUUUGUGGAAUCAGAAGAAGUGUAAACCCAAGUCCUACAAUAAGGAAAAAAUCCUGGAGGAAAUUCGCAAAGACUGUGUGGAGAAGCUGCAGAACGCUCGGGUGGCCUCUGCUCGCGUCUUCUUAGUCUCCAGCGUUGAGGUAGCACAGUUUGACUUUCCUGAGCUGGAGUCCACCCUUUUGGAAGAGCUGCCAGCGCACAAGCGUCAUGUCUUCAUGCAGUGCCUCCCUAGCAUUACCGAGAGGGCUAUUGACCGCAGGAGAGAUGCCCUGAGACAGAAGAUCUGGUUGGAGGCUCUGAAGUAUGGCGCGUCGGCCACCAUCCCCAUGAUGUGUUUCUUCAAUGAUGACAUCGAGGAGCUUGAGAAGAUCCUGACCCACUACAGGGGUAGCUUUGGGCUGGAUGACGAGUCGCUGAAAAACAUGGCCAGUGAGUGGUCCAUGUCUGUGGAGGAGCUGAAGUCCUUCAUUAACUCACCCCAUUUGCUGUCAUGUGAGAUGAAUGAAUCUGUGUCAGACAAGAUGGUGAAAAUCAUGGAGAAAAUUUUUGCUGUCACUGGUGGACUCAUAGCCACUGGCCUUUACUUUAGAAAGAGUUACUACAUGCAAAAUUAUUUUCUUGACACAGUGUCCGAGGAUGCUAAAAUUCUACUUAAGAAAAAAGUCUUUUUGCAGGGCAGUGAGGACUCUGAGUAAGGCUCUAACGAUGGAGAGGAUGAGGCAGCUGGCCUGGGACUUAGGUGACUGUACUGUUUUCAGGACACUGGAGAGACGACUUAGGGUGUUCUGAAGCACCCUAGCCAGGCUGCGAUGUCUCUUAGGCUUUGUGACCCUUGGGAAAGUAGAGGUAUCAGAAUUAUGUCACAUGGUGGUAAUGUCACGCCCAGCAUGAGUCUUGGACAAUGUGCCAGUACAAACCUUCUGGGCACAGAGUUUCCAGAAAUGAUUUUGUUUUGUUUUUAGAUAGGAUUUUUCUAUAACUCUCCUGGAUCUUCUCCUCUUCAGAAGUAGAUCAGGCUGGCCUCGAACUCAGACAGAAAUUCUCCUGCCUCUUGAGUUCUGGGAUUAAAGGUAUACACUACCAUUCCUGGAAGAAAUGAUUAAACAAAAUGCAUAUCUCCACCAUGUGACUUGGCUUUGUGCCCCUCUGCUGAGAGCGCACCCCGGCUGACAGACAUCAUAGUUCCCUUUUAUGGCUGUCAUAUAUAUGGUUCACAUAACAGAGUGUAACAGAAAACAAAGAGGAGCCAUCGCCUGAGUCUCAGUGUGUGCGGCAUUUCUGCAGAGGUGUCAUUACACAAGACAAGGACGCAGUCUGAGGUUUGCACACUUGAGAGUCCUCACUUGUUAACAGAGGACGCUUCGUGCAAGAAUCAUGAGGUUAGGAAAUUAGAGGAAAGGCACUAGUGAUCCAAGAGGAGACCCCCAAAAUACAGAAGUGUCUUUUUUUUUUUUUUUUGGUUCUUUUUUUCGGAGCUGGGGACUGAACCAAAGGCCUUGCGCUUGCUAGGCAAGCGCUCUACCACUGAGCUAAAUCCCCAACCCCCAGAAGUGUCUUAAUCAUGCACAAAGAUACUCAGUCUCUCAUCCAGAGGCUGAAAUGUAAAUUAGCAGCUGUGCUACUUUGAGGAAGUUGAAUUUGCAAGUGAGAUUGUAGAUAAGCAAUUUCUGUGGUGCGUUGUUGCGGUCAACACAAAAAUCGUGACACAGCCCGUGGUGUGGGCAGUGGUAUGACCUCUGUGGAAAUUACACACGCAGUUACUCUUUGACUCUCUUUAAACAUGGCGAAACAGUGCAAACAGGUAUACUGUGUUUUGGGUUAUUAACUGUGAGACUUUAAGGUUGAUUGCAUCUAGGGAUUGGAGAGAUGACUCAGAGGUUUAAGAGCACAUACUAUCCUCUUGUAGGACUAGAGUUUCGUUCCCAGCACCAUUGCCAGCCAGCUCACAAUCUCCUGUAACUCCAGCUCCAGGGCAAUCUGAUGCCCUCUUCUGGCUACCAAGAACACCUGCACUCACAAGCACAUACACACAGAGACACACAAUUCAACGUGAAAGCAACUCCUUCAGAAACAUGGACAAGCCUAUAAACAAUUCGAAUGUUCCUUGAUAGGGGGUGGAGCACCCAGGCUGCUGCCUGACAACCAGACAGAAGAUGAGGGAUAGCACCUACGUCUCUGUAGUCUCCUUUUUAGAUGCAGAGCCCUAGAUGUAGACUCAGUGUGCGCCGUGAGCCACUGCUAAUCUAUGUAAGUUCAAGAGUAAAGGACAUUUUGGUACAUAUCCUAAGGAAUGCAAUUCGAUUAUUUUUAGGUAGAGUUGUAGGGCUGCACAGAGGAGUAGAACAAACAGUAGAUUUUACUGAAUAUGCGGCACAACUGGGGCUGUGCCAAGGGAAGUGGGACACAGCUUGAGACUGUUUCUGCUGAACAAAUGAACACGGGACUGAUUUGAGAUCCAUGUGUGUGACAAGUGUGGGGGAAACCAAAAUGUUAGAUAAAACCAACAAUGCCAUAGUAAAACUAAGAUGGCAUGGCUAACUCUGAAGUACAGUGAGGAAACCGCGAGAGGAAAUCAGUGCACCGCUCACUGUCAUCGAAGUGUUUGGCUUGCCUUACUUGUAUAGAUUAUACAGUAAAAUAAAGGUUGAAGGGAGGGGCUAGGGAGAUGGCUCAGUGGUUAAGAGCACUGGUUGCUCUUCCAGAGGUCCUGAGCUCAAUUCCCAGCAACCACAGGGUGGCUCACAACCAUCUGUAAUGGGAUCUGAUGACCUCUUCUGGUGUGCAGGGGUAUAUGCAGCUAGAGCAUUCAUAAACAUAAAAUUAAAAAAAAUUUAAAGUUGAAAAUUUCUCUCUUUCCUUUUGUCUGUCUGUCUGUCUAUCUGUCUGUCUUUCUUUCCUUUCUUUUCUUUUUUUGAGACAGGGUCUCACUGUGUAGACUUGGCUGUCCUGGAACUCCUCGAACUCACAGGCCUGUGUCUGCCUCCUGAGUGCUGGGAUUAAAGCUGCCACUACCCUGACAAAGGGAGGUUUUACCUUGUAUGAAAUUUCCGUCAAUAAUUUGGACUGUACAGACCCCCGAAGGGGAAAAAUAAAAAAAGAAAUUAAAAAGGAGGCCAUGACUGCUCCUAGGUAUGGCAGAGGAGAAGGUUUAUUGUAGACAUGACAGAGAGCAGAGCCAGAAAGGGACAUCUAGGAGAGUCCAGAGUGAACAUGACCCUGAGCUGGACCAUGUGAGGACAGUGGGGAGGGGAGAGAGGAGAGUUAGGAGACCAGGAGACCAAAAGGCCAGGAGGGUAAAGGAUAGACAAAAAGACUGGAUUACCAGUUGUUUUUAUAUAGGGAAGGGCAGUUAUACCAUGACGCAGGUGUGGACUGAGGGAUGCUGGGAGAACCUGGCAGCCAGGUUCACUUUGACUUGUUAAAUAGGUACUUCACUUAGUUAGCCAUUGGUCCCAGGUUUGAGACCUUCUCCCCACCCCCACCCAUGCACUGUUUGUUCAAUGUAAAUCAUUUGGGUUCAUGACUCUCUCUAUAUAUAUUUUCCAUAGCUAAUCACAAAUACUGUCUUUCAAGGUCUAGAUGACCCCACCCCUGAUGAACCCUAGCCCAGAGGACCACACCCUUAAGGAUUCAGCCAAUGAUAACUUUGCAGAAGGAAAGACACAAUUAAAAUAUUAGCACUUUGCAGAGCUUAAAGAACAAACUUAGAUGUGUAUCCACCAAACCCUGUAUUUUUUUUAAAAUUUUUUUCUGAUGUCAACUAUGUCUCAAUAAAGUUCAAGAAAAUGGAAA
Messenger RNA from Rattus norvegicus (Norway rat), 5053 nucleotides. It is a transcript of the gene Igtpl1, whose product is annotated as interferon gamma induced GTPase like 1. Gene Ontology annotation, cellular component: membrane. The record is from RefSeq and is a predicted model, not a curated record. Gene Ontology annotation, molecular function: GTP binding. NCBI's taxonomy places the organism in Eukaryota, Metazoa, Chordata, Mammalia, Rodentia, Muridae.